Molecule: messenger RNA, 7581 nt
Organism: Entelurus aequoreus (snake pipefish)
Lineage: Eukaryota; Metazoa; Chordata; Actinopteri; Syngnathiformes; Syngnathidae
Product: zinc finger protein 260-like
Exons: 4
Coding region: 523-2445 (640 amino acids)
Biological process (GO): regulation of transcription by RNA polymerase II
Cellular component (GO): nucleus
Molecular function (GO): RNA polymerase II transcription regulatory region sequence-specific DNA binding; DNA-binding transcription factor activity, RNA polymerase II-specific
Source: RefSeq, a predicted model, not a curated record
AAAUAUGAGUGUAAUAUUUAUUUUGUUUCUUUUUUUUCUUUCCUUAUGCUACUGUUGUUUCAAUACAUUGUUAAAUAUUUGAAUGUUUUUACGAAAAUAAGUGGACAAGUUUAAUUUUAUUUUCAGAAUAAGUAAAUAGUAUAUAAUAAAAUAGAUUUACCGGGGGGUGGGAGCUGGUUGUACUUAUUUCUCUCGCGAGAUCUGGGAAAGAGCUGGUUACUUGUUUCUCUCGCGAGAUCUGACAAGCCUGCGCGCGAAGCAAACACGGCGAGGAUAAAGCUAGAUGGCGUCUGACGGUGAAGACGUUAUUGCAGUGUUCUUAAUCUGUGCGUCCAUGUACACAUAUAUGUCCUUUAUUACACUCUAUUCAUUAAUAACUGUUUGUAUAUUAGUCUGAGCGCACUUUCAUGCUACCUUAGCUUGCUAGUUAGCUUAGCUUGUUAGCUGCUAACAAAGAAGUGAUGAAAACACAUCGCUAAGCAGAGAUCAAGUGUGAGUGUAAAGUGUUGUGAUUGUGUGAAAAUGUGCGAAAGAACCAUAGCAGAGUACGAGGAGGAACUUUGUCCAACAAAAGAGGAGAAGGAGCGACAACAUCGAGUUGUGUUACACACAACAGACAUCCAUCAGCUGAUUGGACACCAAGAAGAAUGUCUCCCUCAUCUGCAGGGGGACAGAUUCACUUUAGAGGAUCCACAGCCCUCACAUUUUAAAGGGGACGAGGAGGAUCCACACAAGAAAGAGGAAGAGGAGGGAGAGUGUGUUGUAGGGCAGGAGGAGGAUGAUGUCAGCAAGUUUCCACUGACUGUUGUCUCUGUGAAGACUGAAGAGCAUGAAGACAAAGCACCUGAGUCCUCACAGCUUCAUCACAGUCCAAACGUCCAGCAGCCCCUUCACAUUAAAGAGGAAGAGGAGGAUCCACAGCCCAACCACAUUAAAAAGGAAGAGGAGGAUCCACAGCCCACCCACAUUAAAGAGGAAGAGGAUGAUCCAAGGCCCACCAACAUUAAAGAGGAAGACGAGGAUCCACAGCCCACCCACAUUAAAGAGGAGGAGGAGGAUCCACAGCCCCCCCACAUGAAAGAGGAGGGAGAGUGUCCUGUAGGGCAGGAGGAGGAUGAUGUCAGCAAGUUUCCACUGACUGUUGUCUCUGUGAAGACUGAAGAGCAUGAAGACAAAGCACCUGAGUCCUCACAGCUUCAUCACAGUCCAAACGUCCAGCGGGUGUCAGCGGGGAGUCAUGAAGAGGAGUGGCACACCAGUGUGGGACAGAAGGAGCUACAGGCCCCCUCCCACAUUAAAGAGGAGCAGCUUCAUGAUGAAGAUGAAGCUCAGUCCUUACAGCUUCAUCACAGUCAAAGUGAGGAGAACAGAGGGGCGGAGCUUGUAAGUCAACACAUCACAGAAGCUGAUGGAGAGCAUUGUGAAGAUAUGACGUCAGAACCAGACAGCAUCUUUGCUCCACUGUCAGACAUGGACCACAUGAUAUCACACUCUUCUGAUCACAGUGACCACAUCCAAAUACCUUUGGAGAGUCAAAACGACUCUAAAGGUGAUACGAGACAUCACACUAACAACAAACACUUUGACUGCUCUCAAUGUGGGAAAUCAUUUAGACACAAGGGUCAUUUUACAGUACACAUGAGAAUACAUACUGGAGAGAAACCUUUUUAUUGCUCUGUUUGUAAGAAGAGUUACUCCACAAAGUGUAACAUGACCACACACAUGAGAACACACACUGGAGAGAAACUUUUUACUUGCUCUGUUUGUAAGAAGAGUUUCUCCAGAAAGGAAUACAUGACCACACACAUGAGAACACACAAUGGAGAGAAACCUUUUACUUGCUCUGUUUGUAAGAAGAAUUUCUUCCAAAAGUGUAACAUGACCACACACAUGAGAACACACACUGGAGAGAAACUUUUUACUUGCUCUGUUUGUAAGAAGAGUUUCUCCAGAAAAGAAUACAUGACCACACACAUGAGAACACACACUGGAGAGAAACCUUUUACUUGCUCUGUUUGUAAGAAGAAUUUCUUCCAAAAGUGUAACAUGACCAGACACAUGAGAACACACACUGGAGAGAAACCUUUUACUUGCUCAGCUUGCUCUAAAAGAUUCAACAAUAAGAAUGACAUGAUAUUACACAUGAGAACACACACAGGUGAGAAACCUUUUACCUGCUCUGUUUGUAAGAAGAGUUUCUCCAGAAAGGAAAACAUGGACAGACACAUAAGAACACACACAGGAGAGAAACAUUUUUCUUGCUCAGCUUGUGCUAAAAGAUUCAACACUAAGAAUUACAUGAUAUUACACAUGAGAAGACACACAGGUGAGAAACCUUUUUCUUGCUCUGUUUGUAAGAAGAGUUUCUCUAGGAAGCAACAAAUGACCAUACACAUGAGAACACACACUGGAGAGAAACCUUUUUUGUUGCUCAGCUUGUGCUAAAAGAUUCAACACUAAGAGGGAAAUUAUAUUGCACAUAAGAACACACACAGGUGAGAAACCUUUUUUUUGCUCAGCUUGUGCUAAAAGAUUCAACACUAAGAAUGACAUGACAUUACACAUGAGAACACACACAGGUGAGAAACCUUUUUUCUUGCUCUGUUUGUAAGAAGAGUUUGUCCACAAAGCGUAACAUGACCACACACAUGAGAAUACACACUGUAGGGAAACCUUUUCUUGCUCUGUUUGUAAGAAUAGUUUCUCCAGAAAGCAUCACAUGACCACACACGAGAACACACACAGGAGAGAAACCUUUUCUUUGCUCAGCUUGUGCUAAAAGAUUCAACACUAAGAAGGAACUUAUAUUAAACAUGAGAACACACACAGGUGAGAAAGCUUUUAUUUGCUCUGUUUGUAAGAAGAGUUUCUCCAGGAAGGAAUGCAUGAACACACACUGGAGAGAAACCGUUUAGUUGCACUGUGUGUGAUAAAAGGUUCAGGUUUAAGCAUCAGGUCAGUAAACACAAGUGUGUAACAGACAUGGAAGCUGCAGGGAUGUAAAAACACUUAAACAGUGAUUGUGCUAAAUGUAGUUUAAAGGCCUACUGAAAGCCACUACUAGCGACCACACAGUCAGAUAGUUUAUAUAUCAAUGACGAAAUCUUAACAUUGCAACACAUGCCAAUACGGCCGGGUUAACUUAUAAAGUGACAUUUAAAAUUUCCCGGGAAAUAUCCGGCUGAAACGUCGCGGUAUGAUGACGUAUGCGCGUGACGUAGUCAGUUAAACGGAAGUUAUGGUACCCCGUAGAAUCCUAUACAAAAAGCUCUGUUUUCAUUUCAUAAUUCCACAGUAUUCUGGACAUCUGUGUUGGUGAAUCUUUUGCAAUUUGUUUAAUGAACAAUGAAGGCUGCAAAGAAGACAGUUGUAGGUGUGAUCGCUGUAUUAGCAGCGGACUACAGCAACACAACCAGGAGGACUUUGUUGGAGAGCAGACGCGCUAGCCGCCGACCUCACCUUGACUUCCUACGUCUCCGGGCCUCCAAACGCAUCGGGUGAAGUCCUUCGUCCUUCCGCCGAUCGCUGGAACGCAGGUGAGCACGGGUGUUGAUGAGCAGAUGAAGGCUGGCUGGCGUAGGUGGAGAGCUAAUGUUUUUAGCAUAGCUCUGUGCGGUCCGGUUGCUAAGUAGGCUUCAAUGGCGUCGUUAGCACAGCAUUUUCAUUUCAUUUCAUUCAUGUUUAUUUCGAAUAUGUAGACAAAACAAAAACAACACGUUUUGAAAAAAAACAACAAAAAAGCCAUUUGAAUGAAUAACAAAAACAAUAAUAAUAAUAAUAAUAGUAAUAAUAAAAAGCAAAAGAAACAAGAAAUGAAAAUAACCAUUAAUGUAAACAUAUCCGAAAAGGAGUGAGAAGAAGUAAAAACUUAUGUACUCCCACCCCUCUUAUUACUUACUGUAUGUAUAAUAAUAAUAAAAGUAUAUAAAAAUGUUAUGUCAUAUAAAUACAUAUACAUAUAUAAGUAUGUACAUAUAUAUCUACAACAUACAUUUAACAAGUAACUAUGAAUGUGACACAUACAUAGUAUACAUAUACAUACACAUACACAUUGACUCUUAGUGCAGUUCACUAUACCCUGUGAACAAUAUAUUUGUGUACAUUCUUUUAAAAACAUUGAUGCUUGGACUUUGCUUAUGUACUUCGCUCAGAUUGUUCCACAACUUGACACCUGUGAUGGAAAUGCGAAAACUUUUCAUGGUGGAAUUUCUCAUCUGAAUUUUAAAAUGGAGUUCUCUCCUCAAACUAUGCCCCCCUCACGUUCACUAAAUAUGUUUUGAAUGUUCAGUGGUAAGAAAUGGUUCCUAGCACUGUACAUAGUUAUUGCUGUUUGAUAUGAGACCAUGUCGGUGAAUUUUAAUAAUUUAGACUGUAGAAAUAGUGCAUUGGUGUGUUCCAGAUAGCCCACCUUGUGAAUGAUCCUUACUGCUCUUUUUUGCAAAAUGAUUAGUGACUGUAACGAACUUUUGUAAUUGUUACCCCAGACUUCAGUACAGUAGUUUAAGUAUGGCAAGACUAAAGAACAGUAGAGAGUGUGUAUGAUCCAGAACCUGCUUUGCUUUGUUUAUGACUGCUAUACUUCUUGCUACUUUGUAUUUGACAUGUGUAAUAUGUGCUUUCCAGCUGAGCUUGUCGUCAAUUGUUACACCAAGGAAUUUGAUUUUGUGCACUUGGUCAAUAGCCACCCCAUCAAUUUCUAUCUUCAACUGUGUGUUUAACCUGAACCUGCCAAAGAACAUAAACUUGGUCUUGCUCACAUUCAAAGAUAAUUUGUUCCAGUCAAACCAUAAUUUCAGUUUAUACAACUCUUCAUUUAUGUUCUUUUGUAAUGUAUCUAGAUCAUCACCAGAGCAAAAUACAUUCGUGUCAUCUGCGAAAAGUACCAUAGACAGCAACUUGGAUACUUGGCAAAUAUCAUUUAUGUACAGUAUAAAAAGUUUUGGUCCCAAUACUGACCCCUGGGGGACUCCACAAGCAAUGUCCAAGCAAUUUGAGCUAUGGUUUCCCAGCUUCACAAACUGUUUCCGUCUGUCCAAAUAGCUUUUUAUCCAGUCUAUUGCCAUACCUCUUAUACCAAUUUUCUCCAGUUUAUUAAUUAGUAUAUUGUGAUUGAUAAUGUCAAAAGCUUUUCUGAGGUCAAUGAAGAUGCCAAUUGCAUAUUGAUGAUUAUCAAUUGCGUCUAUGAUUCUUUCAAUGGAUUCCAUCAAUGCCUGAGAAGUUGAUCUUUUAGUUGUAAAACCAUAUUGACUCUCUGAGAGUACAUUAUAUCUUUCCAGGAAUGAAUCUAAUCUGCUAUUAAAUAGUUUCUCCAAUAUUUUUGAAAAUUGAGGCAGUAGUGAGACAGGUGUGUAGUUUGUGAAGAGGUGUUUGCUCCCAUUUUUAUACAGUGGAAUGACCUUUGCUAUUUUCAUUUGAUUUGGAAAUGAACCGGUUUGAAAAGAUAAAUUGCAUACGUGAGUAAGUGGCUUAGAAAUCCCCUCAAUGACCAGUUUGACCAAUGACAUGUCAAUAUCAUUCAAAUCUGUUGAUUGUUUGUUUUUACAGUUUUUUACUAUGUCCAAUAUUUCCUUCUCUUCGACUCUCUCAAGGAACAUUGAGCAUGGAUUUCUCUUCACCAGAUCCCCCAUAUGCUCCCCUUCCACCCCUCCAUCCAUAAUUUUACUCUCUAGAUCAGGGCCUACUUUAACAAAAAAGUGAUUGAAGCGAUCUGCCACCUCCUCCAUAUUGUAAUUUUCAAUAUCAUCUUCUUUGAAAUAUUUAGGUAAGCUGUUUUGUUUGACACCAUCUCUUAUUAUACUGUUUAAUAUGUUCCAUAUCCCUUUUAUAUUAUCUUUAUUACGCUCUAGUUUAUUCUUGUAGUAUUCUUUCUUACUUAUCCUUAUAAUACUGAUUAACUUAUUUUUAUAUUUUUUAUAUUUAUCCUCAGCUUCUUUGGUUCUCUGUCUAAUAAAAUUCCUGUAUAAUGCAUUUUUCUUUUUACAAGCAUUUUGCAAACCUUUCGUUAACCAUGGACAGUUAUCAUAUGCUCUUGUUUUGUUGUAUUCUUUGAUUGGACAAUGUUUAUCAUACUUUGACUUAAAUAUUUCCAAAAAUAUAUUAUAAGCACCGUCCACCUCUUUUUUUUAUUAUAAAUCAUAUCCCAUUUCAGUGAUACUAGAUCCUGUAUUAACAUAUUAAUUGAUUUGGCUGUCUUUAUUCGCCUAAAUAUUUUUUGUUUACCUGUCCUAUUCUUAUAAACAUAAUAAAUUACCGUAAAUACCGGCAGGUGGUCGGUAAUAUCGCAGACUAAUAACCCACUUAUUUUGUUAUCAAUUACAUUGGUAAAUAUGUUGUCUAUGAGAGUGGCACUGUGAGAUGUAAUUCUACUGGGUCUAGUGAUUGAAGGAAGUAGGCACAUACUGUGUAUUGUAUUUAUAAAAUCUUCUGUGCUUUUAUGAUUGCUAUGUUUCAAUAUAUCUAUGUUAGUAUCUCCACAUAUAAAUAUAUUUGUAUUACCUAUUCCUGAGAACAUGCCUCCCAUCCAGUCCUUAAAAGUAUCAAUACUUGAAUCGGGCGCCCUGUAUACACAACUGAUGAGCAAUUUUUUUUUGUUUUCCAUGCAGAUCACAAUUGUAAUGCAUUCGAGAAGGUUAUCAACCACCUGUGACAUAGCCUCUACAAUCUUGAAAUUGAAAUUUGUAUCCACAUAAAUUGCUACUCCUCCUCCACCCUUGUUAAUUCUGUUUUUAUAAGUAAGUUCAUAGCCAUCCAUCUCAAAGUCCAUUCCCCUUUCCUUGUUGAACCAAGUUUCAGAUAUUGCUAUGAUAUUGAAUGGUUGUGAGAAUGAGUACAAAUAGUUCUUAAUGGAUUUAAAGUUUGUAUAUAGACUUCCACUGUUAAUGUGAAUAAUAGAUAACUUCCCAUCUGCUGUGAUGUUGUGAUUAUACUGUUCAGUAGUGUAGUAUUUACAAGAGUUAUUAAUGUUGGAAAAUAAAUUUAUAUCUGGGUCAAUGUCCAGUUCCAAGUCCAGUGUGUUGUGCUCAUAGUGGAUUGUUCAUAGUCCAUUAUCCGCUGAUUUAGAUGACUGUCGUCACCCAUUGUAGCGAAAGUCAUAUUGUUGUGUGUCAUGGUGUGUUGUUACCUUAGUUCAGUUAAACCAGAAUGCCAAUAGCCCACCUAUCCCUUUGGCUCUUCCCUACUGGUACUUGUCUAACUCCUCCAUGCUUCUGAUGAGUACCACUUUUGCAUUAAUUCCGUUCAACUUCACAAAGAUCUUGCAACUUGUGGUCCAUUGUUAAGCUUCGCCAGCCUGGAAAGCAUUAACCGUGUAUUUAUAUGUCCACGGUUUAAUAGUAUUGUUGAUUUUCUAUCUAUCCUUCCAGUCAGGGGUUUAUUUUUUUUGUUUCUAUAUGCAGUUAAGCACGAUGCUAUCACGUUAGCUCGUAGCUAAAGUGUUUCGCCGAUGUAUUGUCGUGGAGAUAAAAGGCACUAAAUGUCCAUUUCGCGUUCUCGACUCUCAUUUUCAAGAGGAUAUAGUAUCCCAGGUGGUUUAAAAUACAAAUCCGUGAUCCACAAUAGAAAAAGGAGAGAGUGUGGAAUCCA